UAAGGGCGGUAACAAACCCGGAAACAAAAAAUAAAUUAAAGAGGACGACACGUCAGCUGUAAAUAAAAACACUAGUCUGUUACUAAAAAAAUAUCCACAAUACUUACUUUUUUACGGUUAAUAAGACGUCUAACAACAACAUGGAGACAAAUGUGGAUGGAAUAGUGGCUACAGAGCGGUACGGCAGCGCCGAGUCUUGGAAGUAUGUAGUUCAGGACGGAGUGAUGCAACGGAGGAAGGAUGGAUCCAGCAGCUUCUCUCUAGUUGGAGCUUUUAAAAGUGUUUUUCUGCCUCAGGGUUAUCCUGAAAGCGUCAGUGAAGAUUACCUGCAGUAUCAGUUUUGGGACACCCUGCAGGCGUUUGCCAGCACCCUGUCGUGGACUCUGGUGACUCAGGCUUCCCUCAAAGGUGUUGGUGUUGGAAACCAAGAUGCCACUGUAGCUGCAGCUACGGUUACAUGGAUAUUAAAAGAUGGGACUGGAAUGUUUGGAAGAAUCCUCUUCGCCUGGCAGAAGGGGAGUAGGCUGGACUCUGAGGCUAAAAAAUGGAGACUGUUUGCCGACGUUCUCAAUGACAUCGCCAUGUUCAUAGAGAUCUUGGCUCCUUUCUUCCCGUCCUUCUUCACUUUGAUUGUUUGCACUGCAGGAGUUUUCAAGGCCAUCGUUGGAGUCGCUGGAGGUGCAACCAGAGCUGCGCUGACCGUUCAUCAGGCUCGCAGGGACAAUAUGGCUGACAUUUCUGCCAAAGAUGGAAGUCAGGAGACUUUGGUGAAUUUGGCAGGACUUGUUGUUAGUUUGAUACUUAUUCCCCUCAUCACUGAUAACUCCUCGCUGAGUCUUGGUCUCUUCUUCCUCUUCACCAUCCUCCAUCUGUUUGCCAACUACAAGGCUGUGCGUUCAGUUGUCAUGGAAACCUUCAACCAAGCUCGACUUUCAAUCGUGUUGCAGCAGUACCUGAAGGACAAACGCAUCCUGAGUCCAUUUGAGGCCAAUCGGAGAGAGCCCGUUUUCUUGGAGUUUAAAAUAACCACACCGAUCAAGCUUGGAGUGAAGCUGCAGGAUGUUGUACAGAGCCCAGAAGACUUCCAUUUGGCUUUGAGGAAUAACUCCAUGGCUUACCUCCUAGGAGUCAGAAAUGGUUGUAUUUGCGUUUGUCUGGGAUCUGGGGCAUCAGUGCACGAUGAGAUCCGAGCGGCAUGUCAGGCCUUGUGCCUGAGCAAUAUGUUGAAAAGUCCUUCAUUCAGUCAAACAAGCAAGCAAAGUUUGUGGGAAAUGGUCCAGAAGAGUCAAGAGGUCAUUGAUGCUAAUUUCCACACAUUUCUCAAAGGUGUGGAAGCUGCAGGAUGGGACACAAAACGAACUCUGCUCAACUGGGAUGAAUGGAGAGCAGAGUGGAAAAGAAAAAGCAGCUGAGCUUUCCUUUUUUUUAAUCCUCUGAUCCACUUUUGAUUUAAAAGGACUUCUGUUUUUUUUUUGUCUAGUUGUUAUAUCUUUCACAUAAAAAGGAGAAAAUGUUUUUUGAGGCACAUUUUUAUUUGCUGUCAAUAAAGCGAUUAUUGACCAGA
Oryzias latipes (Japanese medaka) is the source of this 1564-nucleotide messenger RNA. RefSeq names its product RUS family member 1 (gene rusf1). The record is from RefSeq and is a predicted model, not a curated record. Lineage: Eukaryota; Metazoa; Chordata; Actinopteri; Beloniformes; Adrianichthyidae.